AUGUCAGUGAAAUCUCUGCAAAUAAGUAACACAACCUCAUCUUCUGUGUCUCUGACGUGGAGUACACCUGAUGGAAAUCAGACGUCUUACAGCUACAGAAUCCAGACCAAUCUCACCUCAUCAUCAGUAAUGAUAAAUGAUACAAUAGUGGGAAGUGAAUCAGCGACAAUAAUGAAUCUGACGGCAGGAGAAACCUAUACAUUCAUGGUGUAUACGAGAGCUGCCGAUGACAUCACUGAAUCAGACCUGGUGUCACUAACUACCUGCACAGUUCCCGGACAAGUUUCCAGCCUUUCACUGACCAAUUACAAGUCGGUUGAUUUUCUUGGAGCCACAUGGACAAAAUCAGCAGGAAAAGUGGAUAAUUAUACCGUCAGUCUAACAGGAGCCGUGAAUAAGACAAUACCAGCUAGUACUACACAAGUGAAUUUCACAGGAUUACUGCCCGGAAGAGCAUAUACUGUCACUGUACAGACAGUCAGUGGGAGCUGCAGCCAGACGUCUGCUCCAGUGACAGAGGCCACAUAUCCAACCAGUCCUGCAAAUUUUGCCUCAAAUGCAGUAGAUACAACCAACCUGACGUUAUCUUGGUCAGAGCCUAUAAAUAUGUCUGAUGUGAAUAAGUCCUACAAUAUAAGCUAUGGGAAUUCUUCAGCCACUUGGACUUCGACAAGUACUACAACAAGUGUCACCCUUCAGAACCUGACAUCAGGGACUAAUUACAGCAUUACUGUGGUCACAGUCGGAGUCCGGGGGUAUCAGAGUUCACCUGUGAGCACGUCUGUCUAUACAAAACCGAUGUCAGUAAAUUCUCUGCAGAUCAGUAAUGUGACCUCAUCUUCUGUGUCUCUGACGUGGAGUAAACCUGAUGAGUAUCAGACGUCUUACAGCUACAGAGUCCAGACCAAUGUCACCUCAUCAUCAGUAAUGAUAAAUGAUACAAUAGUGAGAAGUGAAUCAGCGACAAUAAUGAAUCUGACAGCAGGAGAAACCUAUACAUUCAUGGUGUAUACAAGAGCUGCCGAUGACAUCACUGAAUCGGACCCGGUGUCACUAUCCACCUGCACAGCUCCUGGACAAGUUUCCAGCCUCUCACUGAGCAAUUACAAGUCGGUUGAUUUUCUUGGAGCCACAUGGACAAAAUCAGCAGGAAAAGUGGAUAAUUAUACCGUCAGUCUAACAGGAGCCGUGAAUAAGACAAUAACAACUAGUACUACACAAGUGAAUUUCACAGGAUUACUGCCCGACAGAGAAUAUACAGUCACCGUACAGACAGUCAGUGGGAGCUGCAGCCAGAUGUCUGCUCCAGUGACAGAGGCCACAUGUGAGUAUCAUCAGGAUCUGCUCAACGGUCCAACCCAACCUGGAAAGUUAUCCUUUAUCAGCAUCAGAACUAAGAAUUUGACCUUAUCUUGGACAGAGGCAGUAAAUAUAAACGGUGUGACUAAGUCAUAUAAUAUAAGCUAUGGGAUGUUCCCAUCAACUAACAUAACUGUGACGAGCAACGCAACAAAUGUCACCCUUCAGAAGCUGACCUCAGGGACUAAUUACAGCAUUACUGUGGUCACAGUCGGAGUCCGGGGGUAUCCGAGUUCUCCUGUCAGCACAUCUGUCUAUACAAAACCGAUGUCGGUAAAUUCUCCGCAGAUCAGUAAUGUGACCUCGUCUUCUGUGUCUCUGACGUGGAGUAAACCUGAUGAGUAUCAGACGUCUUACAGCUACAGAGUCCAGACCAAUCUCACCUCAUCAUCAGUAAUGAUAAAUGAUACAAUAGUGAGAAGUGAAUCAGCGACAAUAAUGAAUCUGACGGCAGGAGAAACAUAUACAAUUAUGGUGUAUACGAGAGCUACCGAUGACAUCACUGAAUCAGACCCGGUGUCACUAACUAUCUGCAUAGUUCCUGGACAAGUUUCCAGCCUCUCACUGAACAAUUACAAGUCGGUUGAUUUUCUCGGAGCCACAUGGACAAAACCAGCAGGAAAAGUGGAUAAUUAUACCGUCAGUCUAACAGGAGCCGUGAAUAAGACAAUACCAGCUAGUACUACACAAGUGAAUUUCACAGGAUUACUGCCCGGAAGUGAAUAUACAGUCACUGUACAGACAGUCAGUGAGACCUGCAGCCAGAUGUCUGCACCAGUGACAGAGGCCACAUAUCCAACCCAACCUGGAAAGUUAUCCCUUAUCAGCAUCGAAACUAAGAAUCUGACGUUAUCAUGGACAGAGCCAGUAAAUAUGACCGGUUUGACUAAGUCAUAUAAUAUAAGCUAUGGGAUGUUCCCAUCAACUAAUAUAACUGUGACGAGCAACGCAACAAAUGUCACCCUUCAGAACCUGACCUCAGGGACUAAUUACAGCAUUACUGUGGUCACAGUCGGAGUCCGGGGGUAUCCGAGUUCACCUGUCAGAACAUCUGUCCAAACAAAACCGAUGUCGGUAAAUUCUCUGCAGAUCAGUGAUGUGACCUCAUCUUCUGUGUCUCUGACUUGGAGUAAACCUGAUGAGUAUCAAACGUCUUACAGCUACAGAGUCCAGACCAAUCUCACCUCAUCAUCAGUAAUGAUAAAUGAUACAAUAGUGAGAAAUGAAUCAGCGACAAUAAUGAAUCUGACAGCAGGAGAAACAUAUAAAUUCAUGGUGUAUACCAGAGCUGCCGAUGGCAUCACUGAAUCAAAACCGGCGUCACAAUCUACCUGCACAACUCCUGAAAAAGUUUCCAGCCUCUCACUGAACAAUUACAAGUCGGUUGAUUUUCUUGGAGCAACAUGGAAUAAACCAGAAGGAAAAGUGGAUAAUUAUACCGUCAGUCUAACAGGAGCUGUGAAUAAGACAAUACCAACGAUAACUACACAAGUAAAUUUCACUGGAUUACUGCCCGGAAGAGAUUAUACAGUCACUGUACAGACAGUCAGUGAGAACUGCAGCCAGAUGUCUUUUCCAGUGACAGAGGCCACAUAUCCAACCCAACCUGGAAAGUUAUCCCUUAUCAGCAUCGAAACUAAGAAUCUAACGUUAUCUUGGACAGAGCCAGUAAAUAUGACCGGUUUGACUAAGUCAUAUAAUAUAAGCUAUGGGAUGUUCCCAUCAACUAAUAUAACUGUGACGAGCAACGCAACAAACGUCACCCUUCAGAACCUGACCUCAGGGACUAAUUACAGCAUUACUGUGGUCACAGUCGGAGUCCGGGGGUAUCCGAGUUCACCUGUCAGAACAUCUGUCCAAACAAAACCAAUGUCGGUAAAUUCUCUGCAGAUCAGUGAUGUGACCUCAUCUUCUGUGUCUCUGACUUGGAGUAAACCUGAUGAGUAUCAGACGUCUUACAGCUACAGGGUCCAGACCAAUCUCACCUCAUCAUCAGUAAUGAUAAAUGAUACAAUAGUGAGAAAUGAAUCAGCGACAAUAAUGAAUCUGACAGCAGGAGAAACAUAUAAAUUCAUGGUGUAUACCAGAGCUGCCGAUGGCAUCACUGAAUCAAAACCGGCGUCACAAUCUACCUGCACAACUCCUGGAAAAGUUUCCAGCCUCUCACUGAACAAUUACAAGUCGGUUGAUUUUCUUGGAGCAACAUGGAAUAAACCAGAAGGAAAAGUGGAUAAUUAUACCGUCAGUCUAACAGGAGCUGUGAAUAAGACAAUACCAACUAUAACUACACAAGUAAAUUUCACUGGAUUACUGCCCGGAAGAGAUUAUACAGUCAAUGUACAGACAGUCAGUGAGAACUGCAGCCAGAUGUCUUUUCCAGUGACAGAGGCCACAUAUCCAACCCAACCUGGAAAGUUAUCCCUUAUCAGCAUCGAAACUAAGAAUCUGACGUUAUCUUGGACAGAGCCAGUAAAUAUGUCCGGUGUGACUAAGUCAUAUAAUAUAAGCUAUGGGAUGUUCCCAUCAACUAAUAUAACUGUGACGAGCAACGCAACAAACGUCACCCUUCAGAACCUGACCUCAGGGACUAAUUACAGCAUUACUGUGGUCACAGUCGGAGUCCGGGGGUAUCCGAGUUCACCUGUCAGAACAUCUGUCCAAACAAAACCGAUGUCGGUAAAUUCUCUGCAGAUCAGUGAUGUGACCUCAUCUUCUGUGUCUCUGACUUGGAGUAAACCUGAUGAGUAUCAAACGUCUUACAGCUACAGAGUCCAGACCAAUCUCACCUCACCAUCAGUAAUGAUAAAUGAUACAAUAGUGAGAAGUGAAUCAGCGACAAUAAUGAAUCUGACAGCAGGAGAAACAUAUAAAUUCAUGGUGUAUACCAGAGCUGCCGAUGGCAUCACUGAAUCAAAACCGGCGUCACAAUCUACCUGCACAACUCCUGAAAAAGUUUCCAGCCUCUCACUGAACAAUUACAAGUCGGUUGAUUUUCUUGGAGCAACAUGGAAUAAACCAGAAGGAAAAGUAGAUAAUUAUACCGUCCGUCUAACAGGAGCUGUGAAUAAGACAAUACCAACUAUAACUACACAAGUAAAUUUCACUGGAUUACUGCCCGGAAGAGAUUAUACAGUCACUGUACAGACAGUCAGUGAGAACUUCAGCCAGAUGUCUUUUCCAGUGACAGAGGCCACAUGUGAGUAUGAUCAGGAUCUGCUUAAUGAUCCAACCCAACCUGGAAAGUUAUCCCUUAUCAGCAUCGAAACUAAGAAUCUGACGUUAUCUUGGACAGAGCCAGUAAAUAUGACCGGUUUGACUAAGUCAUAUAAUAUAAGCUAUGGGAUGUUCCCAUCAACUAAUAUAACUGUGACGAGCAACGCAACAAACGUCACCCUUCAGAACCUGACCUCAGGGACUAAUUACAGCAUUACUGUGGUCACAGUCGGAGUCCGGGGGUAUCCGAGUUCACCUGUCAGAACAUCUGUCCAAACAAAACCGAUGUCGGUAAAUUCUCUGCAGAUCAGUGAUGUGACCUCAUCUUCUGUGUCUCUGACUUGGAGUAAACCUGAUGAGUAUCAAACGUCUUACAGCUACAGAGUCCAGACCAAUCUCACCUCACCAUCAGAAAUGAUAAAUGAUACAAUAGUGAGAAGUGAAUCAGCGACAAUAAUGAAUCUGACAGCAGGAGAAACAUAUAAAUUCAUGGUGUAUACCAGAGCUGCCGAUGGCAUCACUGAAUCAAAACCGGCGUCACAAUCUACCUGCACAACUCCUGAAAAAGUUUCCAGCCUCUCACUGAACAAUUACAAGUCGGUUGAUUUUCUUGGAGCAACAUGGAAUAAACCAGAAGGAAAAGUAGAUAAUUAUACCGUCCGUCUAACAGGAGCUGUGAAUAAGACAAUACCAAUUAUAACUACACAAGUAAAUUUCACUGGAUUACUGCCCGGAAGAGAUUAUACAGUCACUGUACAGACAGUCAGUGAGAACUGCAGCCAGAUGUCUUUUCCAGUGACAGAGGCCACAUAUCCAACCCAACCUGGAAAGUUAUCCCUUAUCAGCAUCGAAACUAAGAAUCUGACGUUAUCUUGGACAGAGCCAGUAAAUAUGACCGGUUUGACUAAGUCAUAUAAUAUAAGCUAUGGGAUGUUCCCAUCAACUAAUAUAACUGUGACGAGCAACGCAACAAACGUCACCCUUCAGAACCUGACCUCAGGGACUAAUUACAGCAUUACUGUGGUCACAGUCGGAGUCCGGGGGUAUCCGAGUUCACCUGUCAGAACAUCUGUCCAAACAAAACCGAUGUCGGUAAAUUCUCUGCAGAUCAGUGAUGUGACCUCAUCUUCUGUGUCUCUGACUUGGAGUAAACCUGAUGAGUAUCAGACGUCUUACAGCUACAGGGUCCAGACCAAUGUCACCUCACCAUCAGAAAUGAUAAAUGAUACAAUAGUGAGAAGUGAAUCAGCGACAAUAAUGAAUCUGACAGCAGGAGAAACAUAUAAAUUCAUGGUGUAUACGAGAGCUGCCGAUGGCAUCACUGAAUCAAAACCGGCGUCACAAUCUACCUGCACAACUCCUGAAAAAGUUUCCAGCCUCUCACUGAACAAUUACAAGUCGGUUGAUUUUCUUGGAGCAACAUGGAAUAAACCAGAAGGAAAAGUGGAUAAUUAUACCGUCAGUCUAACAGGAGCUGUGAAUAAGACAAUACCAACGAUAACUACACAAGUAAAUUUCACUGGAUUACUGCCCGGAAGAGAUUAUACAGUCACUGUACAGACAGUCAGUGAGAACUGCAGCCAGAUGUCUUUUCCAGUGACAGAGGCCACAUAUUCAACCCAACCUGGAAAGUUAUCCCUUAUCAGCAUCGAAACUAAGAAUCUGACGUUAUCUUGGACAGAGCCAGUAAAUAUGACCGGUUUGACUAAGUCAUAUAAUAUAAGCUAUGGGAUGUUCCCAUCAACUAAUAUAACUGUGACGAGCAACGCAACAAACGUCACCCUUCAGAACCUGACCUCAGGGACUAAUUACAGCAUUACUGUGGUCACAGUCGGAGUCCGGGGGUAUCCGAGUUCACCUGUCAGAACAUCUGUCCAAACAAAACCGAUGUCGGUAAAUUCUCUGCAGAUCAGUGAUGUGACCUCAUCUUCUGUGUCUCUGACUUGGAGUAAACCUGAUGAGUAUCAGACGUCUUACAGCUACAGGGUCCAGACCAAUGUCACCUCACCAUCAGAAAUGAUAAAUGAUACAAUAGUGAGAAGUGAAUCAGCGACAAUAAUGAAUCUGACAGCAGGAGAAACAUAUAAAUUCAUGGUGUAUACCAGAGCUGCCGAUGGCAUCACUGAAUCAAAACCGGCGUCACAAUCUACCUGCACAACUCCUGAAAAAGUUUCCAGCCUCUCACUGAACAAUUACAAGUCGGUUGAUUUUCUUGGAGCAACAUGGAAUAAACCAGAAGGAAAAGUGGAUAAUUAUACCGUCCAUCUAACAGGAGCUGUGAAUAAGACAAUACCAAUUAUAACUACACAAGUAAAUUUCACUGGAUUACUGCCCGGAAGAGAUUAUACAGUCACUGUACAGACAGUCAGUGGGAGCUGCAGCCAGAUGUCUUUUCCAGUGACAGAGGCCACAUAUCCAACCCAACCUGGAAAGUUAUCCCUUAUCAGCAUCGAAACUAAGAAUCUGACGUUAUCAUGGACAGAGCCAGUAAAUAUGACCGGUUUGACUAAGUCAUAUAAUAUAAGCUAUGGGAUGUUCCCAUCAACUAAUAUAACUGUGACGAGCAACGCAACAAAUGUCACCCUUCAGAACCUGACCUCAGGGACUAAUUACAGCAUUACUGUGGUCACAGUCGGAGUCCGGGGGUAUCCGAGUUCACCUGUCAGAACAUCUGUCCAAACAAAACCGAUGUCGGUAAAUUCUCUGCAGAUCAGUGAUGUGACCUCGUCUUCUGUGUCUCUGACUUGGAGUAAACCUGAUGAGUAUCAGACGUCUUACAGCUACAGGGUCCAGACCAAUGUCACCUCACCAUCAGAAAUGAUAAAUGAUACAAUAGUGAGAAAUGAAUCAGCGACAAUAAUGAAUCUGACAGCAGGAGAAACAUAUAAAUUCAUGGUGUAUACCAGAGCUGCCGAUGGCAUCACUGAAUCAAAACCGGCGUCACAAUCUACCUGCACAACUCCUGGACAAGUUUCCAGCCUCUCACUGAACAAUUACAAGUCGGUUGAUUUUCUUGGAGCAACAUGGAAUAAACCAGAAGGAAAAGUGGAUAAUUAUACCGUCAGUCUAACAGGAGCUGUGAAUAAGACAAUACCAACUAUAACUACACAAGUAAAUUUCACUGGAUUACUGCCCGGAAGAGAUUAUACAGUCAAUGUACAGACAGUCAGUGAGAACUGCAGCCAGAUGUCUUUUCCAGUGACAGAGGCCACAUAUCCAACCCAACCUGGAAAGUUAUCCCUUAUCAGCAUCGAAACUAAGAAUCUGACGUUAUCUUGGACAGAGCCAGUAAAUAUGUCCGGUGUGACUAAGUCAUAUAAUAUAAGCUAUGGGAUGUUCCCAUCAACUAAUAUAACUGUGACGAGCAACGCAACAAACGUCACCCUUCAGAACCUGACCUCAGGGACUAAUUACAGCAUUACUGUGGUCACAGUCGGAGUCCGGGGGUAUCCGAGUUCACCUGUCAGAACAUCUGUCCAAACAAAACCGAUGUCGGUAAAUUCUCUGCAGAUCGGUGAUGUGACCUCGUCUUCUGUGUCUCUGACUUGGAGUAAACCUGAUGAGUAUCAGACGUCUUACAGCUACAGAGUCCAGACCCAUCUCACCUCACCAUCAGAAAUGAUAAAUGAUACAAUAGUGAGAAGUGAAUCAGCGACAAUAAUGAAUCUGACAGCAGGAGAAACAUAUAAAUUCAUGGUGUAUACCAGAGCUGCCGAUGGCAUCACUGAAUCAAAACCGGCGUCACAAUCUACCUGCACAACUCCUGGACAAGUUUCCAGCCUCUCACUGAACAAUUACAAGUCGGUUGAUUUUCUUGGAGCAACAUGGAAAAAACCUGAAGGAAAAGUGGAUAAUUAUACCGUCAGUCUAACAGGAGCUGUGAAUAAGACAAUACCAACUAUAACUACACAAGUGAAUUUCAUAGGAUUACUGCCCGGAAGAGAAUAUACAGUCACCGUACAGACAGUCAGUGAGAACUGCAGCCAGAUGUCUUUUCCAGUGACAGAGGCCACAUGUGAGUAUGAUCAGGAUCUGCUUAAUGAUCCAACCCAACCUGGAAAGUUAUCCCUUAUCAGCAUUGAAACUAAGAAUCUGACGUUAUCUUGGACAGAGCCAGUAUAUAUGACCGGUGUGACUAAGUCAUAUAAUAUAAGCUAUGGGAUGUUCCCAUCAACUAACAUAACUGUGACCAGCAACGCAACAAAUGUCACCCUUCAGAACCUGAAAUCAGGGACUAAUUACAUCAUUACUGUGGUCACAGUUGGAGUCCGGGGGUUUGGGAAACAGAGUUUCCCAGCCUCUCUGUUAUCCCGGGGGGCAAGGCUGGUGUCGGAUUCCCUCACCGCUCAACCUCCCCAUAGAAGCAAAGGAGGAGCCAGGGUAGCCCAGUUCCCCUGCUUCCCGCCAGCCAAAGGGUCACCUAAGGCCGCCAGAAUGCAAGACCCUUCCGCCAUUCCAGACUCCUGCCACUCCGGUGCCAGCUGCCGAGGAGGUGACCCUGCUGGAACACGUGACCCUGCGGGUCCACUUAGGGAGGGUGAAGAGAAGAGGAUGAAAAUGGGGCCAGACCUCAGCAGCUACAGGCCGGUAGCACUGACCUCACACUUGAUGAAGACCUUCAAGAGGCUGGUUCUUAACCAUCUUCGCCCCCUGGUGAGGUCUUCAUUAGAUCCACUGCAGUUUGCCUACCAGCCUGGCAUCAGGUUGGAUGAUGCCAUCAUCUACCUCCUACACCGAGCUCUAACUUACCUGGAGAGGCCUAGAAGCACUGUGAGGAUCAUGUUUUUAUAUUUCUCCAGUGCUUUUACCACCAUCCAACCUGGACUUCCGAGGGACAAGCUGGAGAUGGCAGGAGUGGACCACCACAUGUCACAUUGGAUACUUGACUACCUCACAGAACACCCACAGUUUGUUAAAUCUCAGGGUUGUGUCUCUGACAAGCUGAUCUGCAGUACAGAGGCACCACAGGGAACGGUGCUGGCACCGUUCCUCUUCACCCUCUACACUGCAGACUUCUCCAUCAACUCCCCAGGCUGCCACCUACAAAAGCUCUCUGAUGACUCUGCCAUAGUCAGCCUUAUUACAGGUGAGGACGACUUAGAGUACAGACAGGGGACACAGGAUUAUGUGGAUUGGUGUCAGUGGAACCAGCUGCAGAUCAACGCGGGCAAAACCAAGGAGCUGUUGGUGGAUUUCCGCAGACACAGGCCCUCUGCUUUGGUUCCAGUGAAUAUACAGGGAAGGGACAUUGAGGUGGUGGACUCUUAUAAGUACCUGGAACCGAUGUCGGUAAAUUCUCUACAGAUCAGUGAUGUGACCUCAUCUUCUGUGUCUCUGACGUGGAGUAAACCUGAUGAGUAUCAGACGUCUUACAGCUACAGAGUCCAGACCAAUGUCACCUCAUCAGUAUCAAUAAAUGAUACAAGUGUGAAAAAUGAUACAAUAGGGAGAAAUGAAUCAGCGACAAUAAUGAAUCUGACGGCAGGAGAAACCUAUACAUUCAUGGUGUAUACGAGAGCUGCCGAUGACAUCACUGAAUCGGACCUGGUGUCACAAUCUACCUGCACAGUUCCAGAGGCAGCUGAAGACUUCAUUUGUGCUGGUCAAUUAAAUUCAUCCUCUCUCAUUGUCACUUGGACCUGUCCAGGAGGAUUGUAUACCAACUUUACAUUUAUAGCAACCAACAACAACAACUCCGUCCACAAUGAUGUUAAUACUGCUGCGUGCAGUCCUAUUCAGCAAACUUAUAUUAUGCAAGGGUUAAGUUUCAACACAAUCUACAGUGUCAGUUUAACAACUGGGUCUUCAUGUGGCAAAUCCAGUAGGGUGGUGCAGAAGAAUUGCUUAACCGGUAUUGGAUCACCAUCUAACCAGAACAUUGUGGUAGCUAAAAGCAACAAUCCUACCUAUUACUCUUUUCCGUUAACUUUUGAUGAGUUUGAUUCUAAAAACGGAACUAUUAAAGCGUAUGCUCUGAUUGUAUCAAGUGUGAAUGGUGAUGGACCAUCUGCAAAUGAUCUGGUAAAGACCUAUAGUGAUUUCAAGAGUAAGAGCACCAAUGCAUAUGUAGCAUAUAUCAUAAAGGACGAAAAGUUACAGAGGUUGAGUCGAGCAGCUACUAGAACAGCGACUAUCGGAGAUGGCUCUGGCGAAUUACAGCCUUAUCAAAAUGGACCUCUGGAGCCUGCAUCAUCAUACUGGGUUGGCGUUGCAGGUUUUACUUCAUAUGUAGUUGAUGAAAGUGGGAGGAUUAUGCCCAGCAAAUGUUUAUUUGCAAUUUCUAAUUACUAUGGGCCUUUCCAGACAACAGUGAAUCAAGGAAUGAUUGCUGGAGCUGUAGUUGGAACUAUUCUGGGUGUUCUUGCUAUUGGUUUAAUAGCAUUUUUCAUCUGGAAGAUGAGAAGGAAAGGAGAGAAGAAACCUGAUGUCUCAAUGUUACCGUCAUUUAAAUUUUCUCACGCCAUGAGUACGGCUAGUUUUAUUAGUCAUUUUGAGAGGCAGAAAGCUGAUAGUAAUCUGGGAUUUAGUGAAGAGUAUGAGAAAUUAGCACAUGUUGGGGUUGAACAAACUAAAUUAGCAGCCGAUAAUUCAGAGAAUAGACAGAAGAACAGAUACACCAAUGUGUUACCAUAUGAUGUCUCGCGUGUUGUAUUGUCCAGUGCGGAGAACCUCUCAGAAGACUACAUUAAUGCAAACUAUAUUCCUGGUUACAGUUCUCCGAAAGAGUUUAUUGCAGCGCAGGGUCCUCUACCAAAAACUGUCAGUGAUUUCUGGCGCAUGAUAUGGGAAAAAGAUGUUAAAGCUAUUGUCAUGCUGACCAAAUGUGUUGAACUUGGAAAGGUGAAAUGUGAGGAAUAUUGGCCCCAGAAAAGCAGCAAGGUUUAUGGUAACCUGUCUGUGUCCAUAGCGGAUGAAAAUAUUCUACCAGACUGGACAACCAGAGAUUUCAUAUUAGUAAAUGAGCAAAGCAGACAGAGUAAAAAAGUGCGGCAUUUCCACUUUACUGCCUGGCCAGACCAUGGUGUUCCCAGGACAACCAGUGAUCUGAUACAGUUUAGGAAUUUAGUCCGGGAAUACACAGCAAAUUGCUACCCAGUAAAUUCACCUAUACUGGUUCACUGCAGCGCUGGAGUGGGCAGGACGGGCACUUUUAUAGGGCUUGAUCGUAUUAUAAAGCAAAUUGAAACAGAAGCGCGAAUAGAUGUGUAUGGAAUAGUCUAUGAUCUCCGGAUGCAUCGGGUAUUAAUGGUGCAAACUGAAAGCCAGUACAUUUUCUUGAAUCGGUGUGCGCUGGAUAUUAUCAAGGCUCAGAAGGAAACGGAUACAGAUCUAAUUUACCGAAACACAUCAGCGAUCUAUGACACUGUCAGUCCUUAAAUAAAAAGGUCUGACUUUUAGUCAUUAUUCAUGCACUCUUCUCAGAAGACAGGCUCUCGGGACUAGCAGCUUUACAACAAUCACCGGACCAAGAAGGGAAUAGCACUUUGAGUAACUUUAUUUAGUCUUGUUUUUUUUGUCCAAUAUAAUGUAAGAAAUACAAUGUUACCGUUUGUUUUAUGGAAUGUGCUAUUAAAAUCUGCUGGAUAGAUGUAGUACAUCUUAUACUAAAGAGAAAAGUAUGUAAUGUUUUUUACUAGCUAUUGCUCUAGCUAUGUAGAUAUAGGUGUAUAUAUAUAUGUUGCUAGCACAAGGGCUAUAUAUAUAUAUAUACACUGUAUAUAUAUAUAUUUAAAAGUAGUAUAAAAUCCUGCAUUGUAAUAAAACUGCAUAACCAAAAUGCCUAACCCUAACCCUAAUAUUAUACCAGAAGCUUAGACCAAAUUUUUUGGUAAAUUUAUAUUAAAUCGUGUAAACUAUAUGGAAAUAUAUAUAAAAUUUUGUAUAUACUGAAUAAUAAACAUUUAUUAAAGCCUAUAUGAAAGAAAAUAUAGGGGGCCCCCAUAGCAACCAUUACAGUCCUACAGGUUGCUGUGGGCCAAACCUUUUUCCUAUGCACUGAAGUUUCUUUUGUCUUGAAUGUAAAUGAUAUAUUUGUAUCCUGUGGAGUCUACAAAAGGGAUAUUUUCCUAUAUGAAUCUGUUUUUCUUUUUUUUGUAGAGCACUGCAGUUCCAGGGAGUCUGUCUAACAAUGACACUAGCCAAUCUAUACAAACAGUGAUAUCAUUAUUGUAUCUUAAAUCCAUGGAAGGUUUAUACAGAUUUACUGGAUUUAUUUAAAGUUGCAGAAGAUUUUACUCAGGGUAUUUUUGCACUGAACUCAUGUAAUUUAUAGAAUAGAUAAGUUUUACAUUGUUGUAUAUGUACUGUAUAUAUGAGACAAAAAGGACUUUCCUAUUUUUUAUUUGUACAAAGAAGGUGCCAUAUAGGGAAUUUAGCUCUUUCAGGUUGCCCCUGUGGUCUAUGAAAAAGCCACUUGAGACUUAACAGGGCCAGUUCACUUUAGUAUGUCGUACAGUACUUCAUAUUCUUAUAUUCAUUUUAUAAAACAUGGAAAACAAACAAUAUUUGCCAUUAGGGAUGAGCGAAUCGACUUCGGAUUAAACAUCCUAAG
Molecule: messenger RNA, 13123 nt
Organism: Bufo gargarizans (Asiatic toad)
Lineage: Eukaryota; Metazoa; Chordata; Amphibia; Anura; Bufonidae
Product: tenascin-X-like
Exons: 50
Coding region: 1-11949 (3982 amino acids)
Biological process (GO): protein dephosphorylation
Molecular function (GO): protein tyrosine phosphatase activity; protein binding
Source: RefSeq, a predicted model, not a curated record